GGAGACCUGCUAUCAGUACGCGUUCGACGGUCGCAUUGGUCGCAUCGGUACGGCUUCGUUGUUCUUCAUUGAAACGGUCUCGUGGUAUUUCGGCGUAGUUCACGUGCGCGUGGUUGAUUAGUCAUUUGUCGCGGACGAUAAACGAAGUUGUAAUGAAGUGAUCGAUAACUCGACGUGCCACAUCCUCGUCAGCGAGCAUGGAUCAACGUGCGCUGCGCUGCGUUUCGAUCUUCUGCCUGCUGAUCGCCAUAGCUGUCGCCUCCCAGCCGGCCGCCGCUCGGAGCCAAGUUCCCGGUAGCAGCGGGGAGGAAACAACGUUACCGGCCGCACCGGCAGCGACAAACUGUCUGGUGAACAGCACAACAUCCAGCAGUCCCGUGGACAGCGGUGUCGGCCGAGGACAUCCUCCUCGGACGUUAGGCGAACGAGAACGAGUGGAGCCAGCUGCGAACGAGCAAGCCGAUGAACAGGAGGACGAGGGAGAAGGGGUCACCGAGGCCGAGGAGGAUGGGGAAGGAGGUGGCGGUCGAGAGGAGGAGGACUACGAAGGCGAGGACGAAGGAGAGGCCGAGGACGAGUACGAGGACGAGCUGAAGGCCGUCGCCGAGUCGCACGAGGCGAUGUCGAGGGACGACACUAGGAAUUCGAACGCGUCGACGGCGACGGCUGCCUCUCCGUCAGCUGCGUUGACCGCCGACGGGACCGGUCCCGCCGCUGCCAACAACUUCGACUCCAGGGAAGUGAUCACUGUCAACGAUUCCGACGAGGAUGUCGCCUCCAACGAGGCUAUCACCGACGAGAUCGUCGACAAGUACGACCAGGAGGUCGCCGAGCUAGUGAAGUACAGAAAGGAGCAAAAACAGCGAUUGUUGGGCAGCAGAACUAAGACGAAACGCGUGCCCACUGUGAAGAAGGAGCUGAGCACACAAAGGGAGAUCCAGCUGGGCAGCAACGAGACGCAGGUGCCAAAGAGUCUGGUGCCAGCGGAGGACACGUUAAAUCGACUGAACGAGGACGCUGAGGCGAUCCGCAGGCGGAACACCGCUCGAAAUGGGUCGAUAAAAUCAGAGAAUUUUGGGAGAUCUGGUGGCGGUGAGACCUCUGUGGACAAUAGAUACUCGGAUCCGGAACUGGAGAGCCCGAAAAAGCUUGACAAGAGACAUCACAGGGACGAAGACGAGGUGCGCGAGGAGGUGGAGGAGCUGCUGAACUCGAUGAGGGAGAUGGCUCAGAAGCUGGACAUCCAAAAGAAACUUCUCUUGACAAAGUUGGAGAACGCGACGAAGCUGCUGGAGCAAUAUUACAAGACCCGGUCGACGUCGUACCCCCCGACGGUCGCGUCGUCCUUGGACUCGCGUAAAUUGCGCAAGAGGUCCAAGAAGAAGAAAAAGAAGCUGACCGCGUUGACGCCGGCUCCGGCGACGCCGCCUUUGUUGACCACCACCGAGACGUCGUGACAAACGACGCCCGUUCAAUGGCACCUCGUCGCUGAAAGGCUGUUCGGCCCGCACUGGCAGCAGCAGGAUCCGCUGGCGGUGGACCCUGAGAACGGUCCGAGGAUCUCACCGAGCUUUCGGGAUCUGAUCGAACGGAACAAGUCGAGGAGCCACGCGAAGAACGCCUUCCCCUCGGUCGAGAGGAAGUCCGCGUUCGGGCAGCUCGAUGGUCUGGAAGCUGGUCGCGUACAAGGGCUCAGGGAUUUCGGGAACCUGUUAGAUAGAUCCUCAGACGGGGGACGCAUACCGGAUUACGAGGCGAUCGACUCAUACCCUCGGCGGCUGCGAUACAAUCAACUGUCUCCGGUGUCGAGGAACUUUCUGCGCAGACAGGAGGAGGAUUAUCCGAGCGACUUCGGCCUGCAGUCGGACGGUUUCGCCAGGAGCCAAGAGUACGAGCCGGCAGCUCGCGAUUUCCCCGCGAGCAGAAGCUGGCCGGAUAUCUCGUACAAGUACGGUCCACCUUGGAACAUGGAGGAGCGGCCGUUGAUGCCGUUCGGCUCUGAGAAAUGGCCCUGGAGGCAGCCGCAGGCCGAGGCAAAGUACUGGGCUCAGCGAAGCAAGUUCAUGCCCCUAGAGAAAAACUACUGGUCGCCGUUGAUCAACGAGGACCCCGAGGAACUUUCCGAGCCCGAGAAGAUGCAGCCGCCGCCAAGGGUUCAUCAUUCCUGGGACAGAAACAGAUCUUCCUGGCCAAUGGACAACAGCUUGAAGGUCUACGCGCCCUGGGAUCAGUCCGAAAGAUCGAUGAAACACUACGACCACGAUGAACCGAACCUCGGGUCCUGGGAGAAGUCGAACAACCGCACAGACCCCAACCGAUCCUCGAAGCACGAGGCGAAACAGAAGAUAGUGCUGCCUCAGAUUACAAUGAAGACAUGGAACAGCUUAACUUCGGAUCCGGCAACGUGGCCUCACAAGUUGCCGGGCGCAAAACCAUGGCCGAAGGACGAGAACGGAAAGUCGUACAACCCUAACGCGGACCUGGUGAAGAAGCUAGGCUUGGACAAGCAGGACAACGGCUCCUGGUCGAAGGAGGAAUCCGAGAAAUCGAACUCUGAUAAGAAAUCGAACGAUGACAAGAGCAGACUGUUCGGUUCGAAGGAGGCGUCGAAGGAGGAGGAGCUCUCUCGUCCCGAAUCCUUCGACUACAAGAAGCCCGGCAGCGAGAGGAGCAACUUCAGCGACUAUAAAACGAAGCCCAACGAUUCUUCCAAGUCCUGGACUAUUCUGGAGGAAGGCAAGAGCCGAAAAGACUGGGCCAAAUCUGAGACACUUCAAAACGAUGACGCGGGUGCUUGGAGGAGGAAGCACGAGGAGAAGGCGACUUGGAGCAACGAGCCGCCUGCGUCCUUGCCUAAGAUCCAGUCCGUGGGUGCCUGGGUGAUGUCGGCCGACCAAUCCACGUGGAAGCCUUACCAGAUGAAGCCUGUGGAGUCCACCUCGGGCAAUUCCGCCCGCAGAUGGUCCAAGACGAAGGACAAGUGGCCAGGCAAAGGGUCUUGGGCGGACAAGGUGAACGACUCCUGGAUGGAUCGCGACGAGCAGAGCUUGUGGCCAGAGAAAAACGUCGCCGAGAUCUGGAAGUCCAGCAAGUCGGGCUCCUGGUUCUCCAAGACCUCGAAGAACAAGGAGGGAGAGUGGUUGAGCAAGCCGGAGUCGUCCUGGAACGCCAAGCUAGCGGAGAACGAGUCCUGGCCUGCGAAGGCGAACCCUGGAUCCUGGUCCAACAGAAACACCAAGGCAUGGGGAUCGAAGACGACGAACGACGACGUUGCCAAGUUCAAUGGAGACUCCUGGCCCGUCAAGCUAAAGGAGGAGUCCUGGAAGAACGGGGAUACUUGGCCUAGGAAGUCGACCGAGAGGAAUGGCUGGAGCUCGAAGAACAACGAGCUGACGCCUUGGCAGCAGAAGAUCAACGACGAGUGGAGCUACGGGAAGAGCAGCACUGGCACCUGGCCGGCCAAGUGGAAGCAGUUUGCGUAUCACAGGGUGACUGCGAUGCCAAUUUCGAAGCCAGGCACGACAGCGGACGCGUCUUCGGCGAAGUCGAAGAACGCGUUCGUCGCUGUGUCAGCUGUCUCUUCUCAGAAGUCUCCGGGCAACGAGUGGAGGAAGACGGAGGACGACAACAGGAGCGAGAACUCGAGAUCGGAGGAUCAGGACCGUAAUCAACUGCAGGUGGGUCUGGAGCGACCCAUCUACGCCUGGAAGAAGGACGCCGAGACCAGGACGGGUUCGACGAAAGGAAACAGCACCGACCCGCUGGAGAACGAGCUGGAGGCACUCAGGCAAAUAGACUUCUGGUCCUCGUACAAAGAAAACGACGCUGAGAAGAGAUCGACGACGACGGCGACGGGCACAGAGAAGACGACGACGGUGCCGACGAACACCGCAUCGACGUCGUCGCAGCGACGAGGAUCGUCGGGCGUCGCGACGCCCAACGGCGAGCCGCUGGAUACGAAUCGGCGAACGAUCCCGAUGAAAUAGGCUCGGAAAGAGAACCUCGUAGAUCAUCCGACGAUCCGAGCCCGACGUGGUACCAGUCCGUUCUCCGUUCUCCGUUCUCCGUCACCUUUGGCAGUAGGCUGUCGCGACGUCUCCGAGCAAUUUCCAACGACCCCCGUGACACCCGCGCCUCGACCCUCCCCUCGAUUUUCUAAUCCGAUCGGCGACAGAACACCGUCGCGAUUCCUCUUCGCGUCGGCUGUGCGUCGAUCGAGAUCCAGAUCGGCCGUCGGGAUCUCGCCGCGAUCUACAGGGUGUCUCGAAACUCUCUCGUAAUCCGGAAACGGUGGGUUCCCGAGGUGAUUCGAAGUAACUUUUUCCUCGGCGAAAAUGCAAUCCGCGGCUUUGUUCGCGAGUUAUUAACGAAAACCACUGACAAGAUGGAAGGCGAGAUCGGUUGGCGCUAGACGGCCGAGCCAACGAGUGCGCCGAGCCGAUCUCGUCUCUCAUCGGUCACUGUUCUUUUGCGAAUAACUCGUGAACAAAGCAGCGAAUCGCAUUUUCGCUAAGGAAAAAGUUACUUCGAAUGACCUCGCCAACCUCCCGUUUCUGGAUUUCGUGAC
This is a messenger RNA of Megalopta genalis, 4567 nucleotides long. The record is from RefSeq and is a predicted model, not a curated record. NCBI's taxonomy places the organism in Eukaryota, Metazoa, Arthropoda, Insecta, Hymenoptera, Halictidae.